UAACCAGAGAUGGUAUUAAUGUUUUGUUGUACUGGUUGGCAUCGUUGGCUAGAGGAUUGUGGCUAGUGUUAUAAGUGUGAAUUUAAAUGCAGAAAUGGCGAAUGUGAAAGGUUCUCCUGUAAAGGCAAAGUUUCAGAAAGGUGAGAAAGUUUUAUGUUUUCAUGGGCCUCUGAUAUACGAAGCUAAAUGCCUUGAAUCGGAAAUAAAAGAUAAACAAGUGCGCUAUUACAUUCAUUAUGCUGGUUGGAACAAAAAUUGGGAUGAAUGGGUUCCUGAGAGCAGAGUUCUGAAAUACAAUGAUGCAAAUGUUCAGAAGCAGAAAGAACUUCAGAAGGCACACAAAGCCAAUCCACAGAGAAAGAAACCAGCAAAACGGAAAUCCGAUGGUACCCUUUUUGUGGGCAAGGAUGGAGAGGGUCAGAGUCGCCCCUCAACCCCCUUAGGUCCUAGUGCCGCAUCAACACCUUCCUCAUCUCAAGACUCAUCAUCAGAUGUGCCUCGUCGCAAGAGGGGCCGAGUUGACCCUACUGUUGAAACGGAGGAACAAUUUACCACAAAAGUGGAAGUGAAAGUAAAAUUACCAGAUGAACUAAAACCAUGGCUUGUUGAUGAUUGGGAUUUCAUCUGUAGACAAAGGAAACUUGUGGACCUACCUGCGAAGAUAAGUGUUGACCAGAUCCUGGAUGCAUAUGUGAAACUUAAAACUUCAAGUAAAAGUAACACACCAUACAAAGAAAGUGCUGUUAUUGAGGUUAUCAAUGGAAUUCGUGAAUAUUUCAAUGUGAUGUUAGGCACGCAGCUUCUAUACAAGUGGGAGAGACCUCAGUACAGUGAGCUUCUUCAAGCUAAUCCUGAUACACCAAUGAGCAAGUUGUAUGGUGCAGCUCAUCUUCUUAGAUUAUUUGUUCGCCUUGGAAGUGUGCUGGCGUACACACCACUAGACGACAAGAGUAUUGCUCUGUUAACAGCAUACAUCAAUGAUUUUCUCAGAUUCUUACAUAAAAAUUACUCAUCACUACAAGCUGUACAGGAUUACCACAUUGCAGCACCUGAGUAUCACAGAAAAGCUGUGUGAUUGCCUCUCAUAAGUAUUUUUUAUUCUUUCUUGCGUGUUUAUAAGUGUUAGCUUGUAGUUUGUCACAGUAUUUAGAGUUUAAGACUGACUGUGCAUUCUGCUAAGGCAAUUUUUGUAAACACUGUAUCCAAAUAACAAUCACAUUGUAUUUGGGGGUCUGUAUUUCUCAUGGUUUAAUAAGUUGACUGCCAAAAAACAGUUUGAGACCUUGUAUGUGUUAAAAUAGUGGAAACAGUUGUAUGGAUACCACCACAUUGCACAAGGAUGUAUCUGAACAUCCAGUAGAAUAAGAAAAUACCAAUAUUUGUUUAAUAGAGAUUUACAAUGAUCUGAAUUCUCAUUAAUAUAUUUGCCAUUUCAGUAAUCUGAUUGCAGUUGUAUUGUACGCUCACAUGCAUAUUUGAUGAUGCUUCAUUAUUCAUUGUGUUUCUGUUGAGUAUGUUUUAUGAGAACAUAUUCAAUUGGUCUUUUGAUUGUGUGUAUGUAUUCUGAUUGCAAAAUGUACAUGUUACAGCAGAGAAAUUGUAACUCCUUUUGCAGUUGCUGUUUAGAAGUUACAAGUAUAUAUAUAUAUAUAUUGUCUGUGCUUACUUUCCACUAAAAAUCGGUUUGAGACUGUUGUUUCUUUCUGGCUUUCAUUAUUUUGCAAUAAAAGAUGGACUUACAGAAAGCGAGGACUUUCUGGUGGAAAAA
This is a messenger RNA of Schistocerca cancellata (South American locust), 1768 nucleotides long. RefSeq names its product mortality factor 4-like protein 1 (gene MRG15). Bases 95 to 1075 code for a protein of 326 amino acids. NCBI's taxonomy places the organism in Eukaryota, Metazoa, Arthropoda, Insecta, Orthoptera, Acrididae. The record is from RefSeq and is a predicted model, not a curated record. Gene Ontology annotation, biological process: regulation of DNA-templated transcription; chromatin organization. The transcript has 11 exons. Gene Ontology annotation, cellular component: nucleus; NuA4 histone acetyltransferase complex.